GUACAUAACAAAGAUAGAACGACACUCGUGUGAACAUGGGUGAUGUUUCCGAACGCAGCCUAGAAGCAUGUGAAAUCUGCGAAAUUUUGAAAGAGGAUUUAUAUUGAUUUAUAUAUUUUAUCAUUUUGAUAAUAAUAAUAGAAAGAAAGGGAGAAUAACAAAGGUAAAAAGCUUUUUUCCGAAAUUGCUCGAAAUGGAGGUUAGCACGGGUGAUGUGGUGAUGCCGGGUGAUAGCUUGAAAGAUAUCAAGUCGAUCAAAAAGGAAGGCAAAAACGAGAAGGAGAACGUGAUCCUAGGACCCGGACUGCGCCGCGAAGGCGACAAAGUAUACAUCUGCAAAGCAGGUAUCCUGAAGAAACGUGAACCGGCCGUGUACUACGUGGACAGUUAUCAGAAACGGUACAUUCCCAAUCGAGGUGAGAAUGUGGUUGGUAUAGUUACGCAGAAAAGCGGCGAUAUUUACAAGGUGGAUGUGGGUGGGAGUGAACAGGCGACGCUCUCUUACCUGGCCUUCGAGGGCGCGACGAAAAAGAACCGGCCCGACCUGCAGGUCGGCGACGUGGUGUACGCAAAGAUGCUGCUCGCUAGCAAGGAUAUGGAGCCUGAAUUGGUAUGUGUGGAUUCUCAGGGCAAGGAGAACGAACUCGGUGUACUCAGCUCAGAAGGCAUGGUGUUCACUUGCUCGCUAAGCCUCGUGAGGAAAUUGCUCAAUCCCGAGUGUCCGUUGUUCAGGAUACUUGGUCGGAAUCAGGCAUAUGAACUCGCCGCUGGAAUGAAUGGCAGGAUAUGGAUUAAGGCACGAUCGGUUCGAGAGACAAUAGCUGCGGCGAAUGCUAUUCUGGCUGCAGAGUACACGCUACCUGGUGAAAUGCAAAAACUUUGUGCUAGAAUCGAGAAAACGUUGCUUCUGGUAGCAUAAUUUUAGCUCAACGGAACUAGACUUUUAAGUGUUGCGAUAAGAAAUGAUUAUCCAUAAAAGUGAAAUAAUAUAUUAGACUCACAAAGAAGUUUUGAUAAUUUUCAAAUAAAAAAUAUAAAAAAAUAAUGAGAUUAAAAUUCUUUCAAUUUUUUAAAAAAUUUUUAAACAUGUUUUGAAGCCGAUUCUAUUUAAUGUGCAGAGAAUAAUGAUCACUCUCUAUUAUCAAUGAUGAUUAUAUUUAUUGUAUCAAUAUCUGUAAUGAAUUUUGUAAAUAAAUCUGGAAGUUUUCUUAUAAUCGAUA
Messenger RNA from Formica exsecta, 1220 nucleotides. It is a transcript of the gene Rrp40, whose product is annotated as exosome complex component RRP40. Gene Ontology annotation, molecular function: RNA binding. The record is from RefSeq and is a predicted model, not a curated record. The transcript has 2 exons. Gene Ontology annotation, biological process: TRAMP-dependent tRNA surveillance pathway; exonucleolytic trimming to generate mature 3'-end of 5.8S rRNA from tricistronic rRNA transcript (SSU-rRNA, 5.8S rRNA, LSU-rRNA); nuclear polyadenylation-dependent rRNA catabolic process. The coding region runs from base 194 to 919 and encodes 241 amino acids. Gene Ontology annotation, cellular component: nuclear exosome (RNase complex); cytoplasmic exosome (RNase complex). NCBI's taxonomy places the organism in Eukaryota, Metazoa, Arthropoda, Insecta, Hymenoptera, Formicidae.